Messenger RNA from Zophobas morio, 1717 nucleotides. Its product is annotated as solute carrier family 15 member 4-like. The record is from RefSeq and is a predicted model, not a curated record. The coding region runs from base 26 to 1717 and encodes 563 amino acids. The transcript has 9 exons. Gene Ontology annotation, biological process: transmembrane transport. Gene Ontology annotation, molecular function: transmembrane transporter activity. Gene Ontology annotation, cellular component: membrane. Lineage: Eukaryota; Metazoa; Arthropoda; Insecta; Coleoptera; Tenebrionidae.
GAUUUUUUAAAAAAAAACUUCUUUUAUGGAAGACAUCGAAACAAAAAGUAAAGACUCUUUAGCUGAUGCUAAAGGGCCUCACCACAAAGGAAAUGUUCUUUUAAGCAUUGGAUUGUAUUUUUUUCUCUCCUACUUUUUUGAGCGACUUGGGUUUUUUCUCGUUCUCUCUUUCACUGUUUACUUGAAACUUUUGGGCUACGAAGGAGCACGGGCUGCUCAAUUUUCUCAAUUCUUUUGGACUUUAACAAGUUUAGCUUCACUGCUCCUCAGUUAUUUAGCAGAUUCCGUUUUUGGCCGCUUUCCUGUUUUACUUGGAAGUUUAUUUAUUGGAACCAUUGGCUUUGGACUGAUUUCUCUUUCUUCUCAUAUAAAUAUCAGCAGCGCAAUUCUCUUUUUUAUUGGCUCUGUUAUACUUGCUUUGGGCGCAGGAGGAGCCCGGCCAGUCCUAACAGUUUUAGGAGCUGAUCAGUUUAAUAUUAAAGAUAAGCGGCAAGCAGUGCAUCAGAAGCAUUACUUUCAGUAUUUAUACUUAUUUGCAAACAUUGCAGCUGCGCUUUCUUCAGGAUUAAUUGCUUUUUAUGCUAAUGGAGAAAUCGGGCCUCCUACAAAGAGAGCAAACUACUUCAAUAGUUUUGUAAUGUCCUCUGCAUUUUACGCGGUUUCUCUGAUCAUCAUCCUUUUAGUUUCUCGGAAGCUUUACAAACCCGAACGCUCGGGCUCUGCUUUGACGAAUUUCAUUCGCGUUUGUUACUAUUCGGCUUGCAGGAACAUUUACGGCUUCUUUGUCUGCCUUGGCUUUAUACUACAGUUUGUGAGUUUAGGACUCUCCCUUGUAAGCCUUUUUGUGAGCCACUUGGCCAUUAACGGUAUUGCAUUGGCCUUCUCCUUCCUGGGACUUGCCUUCAUGAUUUUUCUCAACGAUAACGGCUGGGUCCGCACUGCCUCAAAUAGCGACCGUUUCAGCGACCAGUUCAUUGCUGAUUCGAUGGCGCUGCUCAAAAUAUUGCCAUAUAUAGCCUUUGCAGCCAUGUUCUGGUGCGUCUAUACCCAGAUGUCGUCCACGUUUCUACUGCAGGGUUGCCAGAUGAACACGAUGAAUUCUCUGAAGGCCACCCAGUUACCCAUGAUCAAUAGCGUCGCCAUCAUAAUUUUUGUGCCGAUCUUUAAUUCGCUGGUGUACCCGUUCCUGGAACGUAAGGGCUACCCAACCUCGCCUCUCCAGCGCAUCGGUGCCGGUCUUCUCCUAGCAUCCCUGACCAUGCUUGUCUCUGGCAUCGUGGAGGUCUACCGUCUCCGCAGUCCUCCUAGCAUUAACAAAGAAAGCUGUUCUGAUUUAGAAGAGUUUAAAAAGACGUUUGAGAGCAGCAUGAGCAUACUAGCCGCUCUGCCACAGCUCGUACUUGGUGGCCUCUCGGAAAUCCUCGCCGCCAUUACCUUCAGUGACUUUUACUAUGUGGAGGUUCCCGAGAACGUGCGGUCGGUGAGCCAGGCCCUUAGUUUGCUGGCCAUUUCUUUUGGAGCUGUUAUUAAUUCGAAUCUUAUUAAAGUCAGCGAGGGAACUCUUAUCAAGGAUGAUUUAAAUACAGGGAACUUGGAUACCUUUUUCUUUAUUAUCUUUGGUCUAGGCAUGCUCAACUUCUUGAUUUUUAUAAUGGUUUCGAGGCGCUAUGUGUAUACUUCUCCACCCCUAGCGCCUGCAAAAAUAAAUGAAAAAUAA